Molecule: messenger RNA, 1174 nt
Organism: Polyodon spathula (Mississippi paddlefish)
Lineage: Eukaryota; Metazoa; Chordata; Actinopteri; Acipenseriformes; Polyodontidae
Product: gastricsin-like
Exons: 3
Coding region: 584-1000 (138 amino acids)
Biological process (GO): proteolysis
Molecular function (GO): aspartic-type endopeptidase activity
Source: RefSeq, a predicted model, not a curated record
UGAGUUAAUUCUAUAGAGUGAUGCAAAACUUUUGAACAUAGUUGUACCUUCUCUGCCAUGGCUGUAAUUACAAAAUUACGGAUUAUGAAGAAAGCCUAUAUGGCCUACAGUAACUGUAUGAAAGAUGUGUGGCAUCUGUAGAGAUAGACGGACACAUUCAUUUUUACCCAGAUUCUUUGUACUCUCAGAAUGUCCAAACCAGUUUUAUUCAAAAUUGGGUAGGGCGUUCUCUAGAAGUAUCACCUACUCUCUGCAUCCCCCAGCAAAUUAAUAAUAAUUUCCUAGAGCAGAAAAUUACGGAUGGGUGUAGAGUUUAAUUUAGCCACAUCAUGACUUUUUUCAAAAAGUAUCUUUAUUGUGUGCAAAGUAGACUGCAGUUCCAUUGAAGUUACAUCAGAACAACAGUGUCUCCAACUACACUCCAUAAAAGUGCUCCCUAUAAAUUAUUUUCAACUUGAUUGAACAACACUGACCUUUGAAGUGCAUCCUAGAGCAUCCUACAUUUACACUGUCAACUGUUCUCAAAGAAACAAGGUGGCAACCCUUUCUAUUUUGUAUUCUGAAUCCAAAAAAAUGUGUUUAAAUGCAUAAACGUGUGAUGCUUUUCAGUUCUGCAGGACAUGGAAGUGAGGUAGUGUUUGGAGGAGUAGAUCCUACACACUACACUGGUGAAAUCCACUGGGUUCCAGUCACACCUGGAAGCCACUGGCAGCUUGUUAUAGAUAGUUUUGAGAUCGACCAUCAGGAGACUGGCUGGUGCAGUGGCGGAUGCUCAGCUAUCGUGGACACUGGUACCUCUCUCCUUACCUGCCCCCCACAAUUUGUUGACGAACUAUACCAGCAAAUUGGAGCUCAGGCCAACGAAUAUGGAGAUUACGUUGUAGACUGUAACAACCUGAACAACCUGCCCACCUUGACCUUUAUUAUGAAUGGAGCACAUUUACAUUUGGAGCCCUCUUUCUAUACCUUGGUGGUAAGUAAAAUACAGUAUCAUCCGUGACAGUCUACUAAUGCUGUCAAUGUACUGACAACUGAAAUUCUGUCUAACAUGUAUCCAUAUUCAGUUUCCUUUGGAGUAUUCUGGGUUCAUUGAUUCUGCUGUAGUGUAGUAAGAAGCAUGGCUAGUAUAAUGAAUAAUGUUUUGUAGCAAAGGUCCAUUCUAAGGAGAAUGCAA